Serendipita indica DSM 11827 is the source of this 549-nucleotide messenger RNA. The record is from the annotation of a GenBank genome assembly. Lineage: Eukaryota; Fungi; Basidiomycota; Agaricomycetes; Sebacinales; Serendipitaceae.
AUGGCCACCGUCGAUGAAGCAAGCGUCAAGAUCGAGGAGAAUCCGAGAGGGAUUCCUAGAGCGCCUUUUGUACAAGACGUCGAAAAACACAUCGGAGGUCCAGAAGCGGAAGUGGAAUCAAGCAUUAAACAAUUUCAAGAGGCCAUUGCCAAGUACAAGUACAUGGAAUCAAACCUCUCUCAACGACGAAAGGGGCUAGAGGAAAAGAUUCCAGAUAUCAAGAAAACACUUGCGAUGGGUGACGGCAUAGACGAUCCAAUGACAACCACAUUUGAACUCAACGAUACAUUGUGGGCAGAAGCAUCCAUCGAGCAAAUAGAUGAGGUGUACCUGUGGCUGGGAGCAAACGUGAUGCUUGCGUAUCCGAUCCAAGAGGCAAUAACCCUUCUCACAGCCAAACUCCAAGCUGCUCAGAGAAAUCACAAAGGCAUAGUUGAUGACCUCGAGUUUCUUCGCGAGCAGAUCACAAUCAUGGAAGUCAAUACUGCACGUGUUUACAACUACGACGUGCGAAGGCGGCGAGAGAAGAAGGCGAGCGAAGACAAGUAG